Molecule: messenger RNA, 1667 nt
Organism: Juglans microcarpa x Juglans regia
Lineage: Eukaryota; Viridiplantae; Streptophyta; Magnoliopsida; Fagales; Juglandaceae
Product: double-stranded RNA-binding protein 1
Exons: 3
Coding region: 212-1204 (330 amino acids)
Biological process (GO): rRNA processing; regulation of gene expression
Cellular component (GO): nucleus
Molecular function (GO): double-stranded RNA binding; ribonuclease III activity
Source: RefSeq, a predicted model, not a curated record
UAAAGUACAUAAAUGCUAUUCCCUCUCCUCGCUUCAUCGCGUGAGGUUCUCGACUCACGCCUCCCGAUUCUCCGCAAUCGUAUGGACCCAACAACUCCAGAGGCUCACACUCCCAGCGUCUACUUUGCUUAGUCUCGCACCUUCAAUCUCUCACGCAUUUCCUUGGAGAGACCAAGACCUUCCUCUCUGUUCCAUUAAAUAUUCCACAGCUAUGCCCACCAACGAAGGUUUCCAAGCAGGUGUUUCAAAUUGCUAUGUAUUCAAGAGCCGUCUGCAGGAGUAUGCUCAAAAAGUUGGACUUCCUACACCUGUGUACGAAACUAUCAAAGAAGGCCCUUCCCAUGAACCUUCUUUCAGAUCAACUGUGAUUGUCAAUGAUGUUAAAUAUGAUUCUUUGCCUGGGUUUUUCAAUCGUAAGGCAGCCGAGCAGUCAGCUGCCGAAGUUGCUCUGUUGGAGUUAGCUAAAUCUUGUGAAGUUAAUCAAAGCAUCUCUCAGCCUGUUCAUGAAACAGGACUAUGCAAAAAUCUACUUCAGGAAUAUGCUCAAAAGAUGAAUUACGCAAUUCCAUUAUACCAGUGUCAAAAGGAUGAAACCCCAGGCCGAGUACCACUUUUUUUGUGUACUAUUGAGAUAGGGGGGAUUCGUUACAUUGGAGCUGCAGCAAAAACAAAGAAAGAAGCAGAGAUUAAAGCUGCUAGAACUGCUCUUUUAGCCAUUCAGUCAAGUACGACUCAGUCAUCCGAGAAACCCUUUCUCAACUCACAGUUAACAGUAAUCCCAAGCAAGAAAAGGGGGACCAAAUCCGUCAAUGAUAUCGAGGAGGCUGCGAAUCCUCCAAAGGCUAAGAAAGCUCGAUUCAAAAAGAAAAUGUUGAAAAAGAAACUUUCUGGAGACAAGCUAGGCAACAGUCAAGGUGAGAAUGCAGGCACUAUGGAAUCCCUUUUGGAGAAUAAUGGACCAGAAUCAGAUCAAAUUGAUGCAGCUGCGGUCCAAGAAGCAGGCAUGGGAAUGUCGUCCAUCGAAGCUAUUGGGAAUCCCCAAAAUGUUAGAUCAUAUGUGAGCUCAAGCGAGAAAGAAAUAUCUGCUGGGGAAGGUGCCUUGGCUCAACAAGUGAAUGGAAAUUAUGAAAAUGGGAAGUCAUCAGCUUCAAAUUCUACUCUAAACAACGACAUGGGGCAUUCUCCAUAUUUUCUGGAGAUCUGACUGUACUGACGAAGGAGAUGAAUGAGGUAUCUGAAUUUGAAGAUAUAGUUUCGGUUGCAGACAGUGCUACCAUGGGUCACGUAGGGCUUCAAGUAUCCAGCCAGCUUAAAUCAGUAAGAAAAGAGGAUCCAAGUGGGUGCAAAUCAUGUUGGAGAGAUCAAGGGUGAGGUUCAAUUGUUUGGAAAUCAUUUUGCAGUUAGGAGAAAUAGUAAAUUGAGGUUUUUAAUAGAUUUUUAGACAUUUCAAGGAUUCUAUGAUCAGUUUAUACUUCAGUCAAAGACUUUACAAUCUUAUGGUCUCCAUCAGCUUCAUUUGCAUGUAUUGGUGGAUUUGGAGCAUAGACCGCAACAAAGAACCUACUGUUAUGGUUUCAGCUUAUUGUGUUGUCAUGAGAAUGAGAAUGGUACUACUUUUUUUAAGGAUCUUUUUAACAGUUUAUGUUGCGAAAAUAUUCAAGAUUUGC